AUGUUUCUGACGGUACAGCAGUCACUCAGUAGUGGCACCAGUUAUGGUGCCGCAUGGAUUCGUGAAGUCUGGCAUGGCCCGCUUUCCAUACAGCAGGGUAGCGGAGUACAGAGACUGCCCACUUCUACUCCCAAGCAGAUAGUUGCAGUUUAG
Molecule: messenger RNA, 153 nt
Organism: Brugia malayi
Lineage: Eukaryota; Metazoa; Nematoda; Chromadorea; Rhabditida; Onchocercidae
Exons: 1
Coding region: 1-153 (50 amino acids)
Source: RefSeq, a predicted model, not a curated record